AUGGUCACCAGUAAACCAUCUAUUAGAUUUAGAGAUUAUCAGUUAGAAGUUCUGUCUUCUUUCAUAAAUGAGUACCCAGAUUUGGUGCCCCCGAAUCUUGUCAUUCAUGGCCAUAGCAGCUCAGGUAAAACUUUUACUUUGCAAGAGUUUUUCAACCACAACUCACAUCUAAUAAAUUGCUGGCUGACCCCAUUUGAAUUGGUAACUUGGAAACCUCUACUACAACAUGUUGCUCGUACGAUUUCCAUGACUUUGAGAAAGAAGUUUCCAUUAGUAGAAUUUGAAGAACAGGACGCGUUGGAAGCAGAAGACUUCUAUCUUCUGAUUAAGUUUUUGCAUUACACUCUCAUAAAUUACCAGAGAUUAGAACAACCAGUCAAUGUUUUUGUUGUCCUUGAUGGUUUUGAUCAGCUACAAGAGCUUGACUCAGAACUACUUCCCAAGUUUAUAAAGCUUCAUGAAAUGCUUCCAAUAAACCUGAAGAUUCAACUCAAAUUCAUCUACACUAUUCAGGACAGAUCAUUUUUGAACCGAUACGCCACUUAUGAGCUCCCAACAGUGAUUUUCCCUCGUUACACGCUUCAGCAAGUGACGCAAAUACUUUUGGACAAGAAAAUAAGGGAGUUUAUGGAAAGUGAAGAUCUGUUGCAGAAAGUUCUUGAUUGUAACAUUGAUCCAGAAGAUUCAGUUUUCGAGCAAGUCGCAGAAAAUUAUAUCAGGUUAAUGAUCCAGGCUUUUCAAUCGUAUACGGGAAAUGAUGUCGUCGCGCUGGAUGCUCUUAUGGAUGCUAAAUGGGAAUGCUACAUUUCAUCCAUAACCAUAGACAAUAUUAACGACCCAUUAGCCUUGUAUCGUUCGAAUAUUGAUAUUUUUGUGCACACAGGAGAUACCCUCAAUGAUGAAGGUGAUGAAAUUGAGCAGACGGAUACCCUUGAUAAGACGACUGCCUACGAAUUGUCUUCGAUCUCAAAGUACCUCUUAAUUGCUGCAUACUUAUGUUCUUACCUGGAACAACGUUAUGAUAGCAAGAUUUUUUCCAAGAAAUCUCAUUUAAGGGCAGGACGCUCGUCAUAUGGUCGACGUCAUAAGAUGGACACCAAUCCCAGAUAUUUGCAACCAUCGCUUUUUCAAUUAGAAAGAUUGUUUUCUAUAUUCCAGGCUAUUUACCCUGCUAAGGAUACUGACGGUUCUGCUAGUAGUGGCUUUGACCAAAAGCAGCUGAUGAGAGCCAACGUCGAAGUAUAUGAAAACUUAGCGGAACUUAAUAGUCUCAAACUGAUAACUACAGCGAUCCCAAAAAAUGUGGAUUACCUUAGCUAUAAACUUAAAUGGAAGGUGAAUGUUCCAUGGGAAAUCAUUAUAGACAUUGCGUCUACUGUGGAUUUCGAUAUUGCUGAGUAUUUCUCUGGGUUACAUGAUUGA
Molecule: messenger RNA, 1422 nt
Organism: Lachancea fermentati
Lineage: Eukaryota; Fungi; Ascomycota; Saccharomycetes; Saccharomycetales; Saccharomycetaceae
Source: the annotation of a GenBank genome assembly